Molecule: messenger RNA, 3257 nt
Organism: Anopheles stephensi (Asian malaria mosquito)
Lineage: Eukaryota; Metazoa; Arthropoda; Insecta; Diptera; Culicidae
Exons: 4
Coding region: 627-3257 (876 amino acids)
Source: RefSeq, a predicted model, not a curated record
UCUUUUCAGAGCCACCUAAUAAUUGAAAGAGAAUAUUGGUUUCAACAAAAAAAAAAAAAAAAACACAACGUAGGCCGUCUUCGGACGUAACAUUUGGUGCCGUGACCAGGAUUGGCGGGCUUCAGCACUCCUGUGAUCCGUGAGUAAAGUGCGUACGUAUUUUUUCUCACGCGUUUCGUGUCGUCGCGCAAGUGCGUGCGUGUAACGAUUAAGCGAGUUUGUGUCCUCGCGCGUGUACGGGUGUGAUAUACCACGAGUUCGUGUCCUCGUGUGUAUAUGUGUGUUACUCUCCGUGAGUGUGCUUCAUCGUGUGUGUGUGUGUGACUUGUCACGAGUUCGUGUCCUCGUGCGAGUGCGUGCAUUCUUUUAUUCAGCGAGUUUGUGUCCUCGCUUGUGUGGCUAACCACGAGUUUUGUGUCCUCGUGUAUGUGAUUGUGUUACUCUCCGCGAGUUCGUGUCCUCGUGUGUGUGUGUGACUCUGCAGUUGUGUGUGAUUCGCCGUGAGUUCGUGUCCUCGCGUGCGUGUGACUUUGCGCGAGUGUGUUUUCGCGCGCGUGUGUGGUUGCCGCGAGUUCGUGCCCUCGCGUGCCUGUGACUUUGCGUGUGAGUGUAGUUUUUAGUCCAAAAUGACCAAGGCGGACAAGCUUAAGGCCAAGCAGGCCAAAAGGCGAUCGCUGAUUGAGUCUAUGCGACGCUCACUGCAGUUCGCAGUGGAUUACACCCCCGAGCUACAAGAUCAAGUGCCUGAUCGUCUUGCAAGAUUGGUGAAGUGUUGGGAAUGUUUCCAAUCGAUCCAUGAAGAGUGUGAAGAGCUAGAUGAAUCGGAAAACGCUACCAGAAGCAACGAUGAUAUCCUAGCGCAAACGGAAGAUCUAUUUUUCGAAACCAAGGCUGCGUUAUCAAAGCUAGUGAAAAAGGAGAAAGAAGAGCAACCACGCUCAAAGCUCGUAAGCGUGAAACUACCCACUAUAUCGUUGCCGGUUUUUAGUGGCGAGGUAACGCAAUGGUUGUUAUUUCAUGACACUUUUGUUUCUCUUGUGCACAACUGUGACGAUAUCGCACCUAUACAAAAGUUUCAUUACCUGCGCGCGUCAUUGAAAGGGGAAGCGGCAGGAAUAGUGCACCCAAUUCCCAUUUCUUCGGAAAAUUAUACUGUGGCAUGGAAAGCUUUGCUUGACCGGUAUGGUAACAAGCCGUAUCUACGUAAAAUGCACACGCGUGAAUUAUUUGGGUUGCCUUCCAUGAUCAAUAGUGGUGCGCAAGAGCUUCGACAAUUAGUGAGCAAAUUCCAGCUGCAUAUUGACAUUCUAAAACAGCUAGGAGAAACCGUUUCGGAUGAUAGUAGCAUUAUCAUGGAAAUUUUGGCCAGCAAGCUCGACAAGGCAUCGUUGAAGGCUUGGGAAGAACACUACGCUCAGGAGGAAGCUUUGUUAACCUAUCCUAGCAUGACAGCAUUUCUGCUUAAAAGAGCGCAAGCGAGUGAGUCUCUAGCGUUGCAGGUAGGAAAUCGUGUUAGCUCUUCCAACGCAAAGGUACCAAACCAGAAAACAUCUAAAAGGCUUAGUGUCAAUGCUGCAAGCAUGAAAGGGAACAAUGUGGUUCCUUGUGUUUUGUGCUCUAAAGACCAUUAUUUAUGGCAAUGCCAAGCAUUUCUGGAUCUUAAGCCUAAGGAUCGACAGAGUGCUGUUAAUGGCAAAGAACUUUGUGGCAAUUGCCUACAAAAGGGGCAUUUUGCAAAAUCAUGCCGAUCAAGAUAUACGUGCCAGCAAUGCAAAAAGAAGCAUCACACAUUGCUACAUUUCGUGGAAGAUGCUAAACAGCCCUGUGAAAAAGGUUCGUCUGAUUCGAGCAUUAUGGCAGCUGCGCAUGUAAAUAGUGUUGAUCGUGUAUCCAAAAACGUGUUGCUUUCAACUGUGUUGUUGGAAGUAAAUGAUGCAUAUGGACAAAGGCAUCUCGUGCGUGCGCUGUUGGACAAUGGUUCGCAACCUAACGCCAUUAGUGAGUCGCUGUGUCAACAAUUGCAUUUGCCGCGGAAAAAAGUGAACAUUUUGAUCGUUGGUGUCGACGGAAUAGAAUCCAGUGCCAAUCAUGAAGUUCGUGCAAAGGUACAGUCGCGCGUUACCAACUAUUCGGCGGAAAUGGACUUCUUAGUGUUGCGAAAAGUGGCGUGUGAUACUCCAUCCCACGAAGUCCCAGUGCAAAAGUGGAAUAUACCUGCAUCAUAUCCUCUCGCAGACCCGCAUUUCUGCACGCCCGGUCGUAUCGAUAUGAUUAUUGGAGCAGGGUAUUUCUACUCACUAUUGUGUGACGGUAGAUAUAGUCUACCAAACAAAGGCGUGCUGGUCGAAAGUGUUUUCGGCUGGAUUAUGACCGGUGACAUUCCUGCUAUAUCGAGUGAUGCGGUUCGGUGCAAUGUGGUAGCCGUCCGUCCUACGAUCGAAGAACAAUUGGAGCGAUUCUGGAAGAUCGAGGAACUCCAGGUGAGCGAAUACUCUUUUGAUGAAAAGGAGUGUGAAAGGCAUUUUCAACAAACCGUUUCGCGUGAUGGAAGCGGCCGUUAUAUUGUUCAAAUGCCCAAGCAGCCCAACUUCAAGGAAAUAAUAGUGAAAGAGUUACAGUCGGCUAAAACGAUCCUGUUCCAUAUGGUGCAAAGAGAAGUGUUUUCAGACGAUAUUCGCGCUAUCACAAAGGGAAAGUGUCUAACAAAGAGCUCAUCCAUUCGAUUGUUGAAUCCAUUCCUCGAUUCUUGUGGAUUAUUACGCGUUGGUGGCCGGGAUCAGCAUCAUAAAACAUUACACGGUGGAGUUACAAUGACCCUUUCGUCCCUGCGUGAUGAAGUGUGGAUUCUGAAUGGCAUGCGGGCCGUUCGUAGUGUACUUCGAACCUGCUAUCGGUGCAUAAGGGCCAAUCCAGUUCCAAUAGCACAACCUAUUGGUCAGCUACCAGUGUCACGUGUUACGUAUCAGCUUGUUCAGAGAUAUGCCCAGGGUUUCUGGCACCGUUGGCGCAACGAGUAUGUGAAGUCGUUAAACGGUCAUCGCAACGUCAAACGGAGCAUUCAGGAGCUGAAUGUAGGUGAUUUGGUGAUAGUGAAAGACGAGCAAUUACCAGCAGUGAAGUGGCCUUUGGCGCGUAUAGUGGAAAAACAUCCUGGACCAGAUUCAGUGACACGUGUCGUGACUCUUCGUACAGCGAAUGGGAUCAUCAAACGUCCAGUUUCCAAAAUUUGUGCAUUGGAGUGUCAUCAGGAAGUGUAA